GCACAUGUCGGAUAAACGUUUAUUAUUACGUAAUAUUGCCGUUACGGAAAAUGAACAAAAUUAACAGAUAAAACACUUAAUUGCGAAAUCGGUACCGGAACUAUGUCGUCAGAAGAAGAUAGUGUUGAAAAUUUGUCAUUUUCAGCCAAAUGUAAUGGAAAUAAUGGAAACAAUGAGCAGUUUAGGAAGCAAGUGGAAAUACAAAGGCUUAGAAAUCAAGCACAGGCCUUGCAGAAAGACAUCAAAGAAAAGCUGACAGAUGAACUUGAUACACUUUUUGAACAGUUUAUAAAUGAUGUAGAACAGUACGAACGACUGGAAGAACAAAACCAAAAUUAUGUCUUCAAAAGAUCUAUUUCUACAAGAUGUCAAACUAAUUUAAAAGAUAAAUACAGAAAGAAAAAUGGUGAGCUUCCUGACAAAGUGUUUUUACCAAGGAGAUCAGUUCUCACAGAGUUGUUUGAGAUAAGCCAUAUAAAGACCAUCUACCACAUGUUUGUUGCCAUUCUCAUAGUGUUUUGUCUUAACACAUUUGUCUAUGAUAUUGUUCAUGAAGGAAGAAUAAAUCUAAACUUUGAGAUGAUGCAGUGGGCAUUAGGGAAGAAAUCCAAGGUGAUGGAAUUAUGGGUGAUGAUGCAGUUGAGUACUCUAGUCAUUGUGUAUCCUAUGUUCUAUUACUGGGCCAAUAACAGACCUGUAGGACCAGCAAAAUGGAUAGAUUAUGUUGUUUUGUCUUUCUAUAUGGCAUUUAUGUUAGCAUUUCUUGUAUUACCUGUAAAUUACAUCAUGGAAAAUGCUCUACCUCCUGCGUCAACUGUUAUUAUAGCAUGUGAACAGCUUAGGUUGAUAAUGAAGAUGCAUUCAUUUGUGAGGGAAAAUAUACCAAGAGUUUUAAAUUUUAACAACAAAAAAGAUGAUGACAGUCCAAGUGAAGAGGUCAUGUGUCCUGAUUUCUCAAAAUAUUUAUACUUCCUGUUUGUACCAACCCUCAUAUACAGAGAUGAUUAUCCACGGACAAAAACAAUAAGAUGGAAUUAUGUUGUUACAAACUUUGGUCAGGUGAUUGGAUGUUUGUUCUUUAUCUACUACAUAUUCAUGAGGUUUUGUGUGCCAUAUUUCCACAACUUUAACCAGGAACAUGUUACCCCAGAGUUACUAGUAAUGACUGUGUUUGGUUGUAUGUUACCAGGGACACUAGUUUUAUUUAUAGGAUUUUUUGCCAUCCUUCAUUCCUGGUUUAAUGCCUUUGCAGAGAUGUUAAGAUUUGCAGAUAGAAUGUUCUAUAAGGAUUGGUGGAAUUCAACAUCUUUUUCUAACUACUACAGAACAUGGAAUGUGGUUGUCCAUGAUUGGUUGUAUACAUAUGUCUAUAAAGAUGUGUGUAAGGUUAUAGGAAGAGGGAACAAGCCAGCAGCCAUGGCUUGUGUAUUUAUAUUCUCUGCUAUUUUCCACGAGUAUGUUCUGGUGUUAUGUUUUAACUUCUUUUAUCCUGUACUGCUGUUUAUGUUUGGUGGAGCUGGCUUUGGUUUUAUGUUCCUGACAGAUAAAGGUGUAUCUAGAAGUUGGAAUGUAUUUCUAUGGGUAGCACUAUUUACAGGGACGGGAUUGUUGAUGUGUUUGUAUAGUAUGGAAUGGUAUGCCAGGAUUAACUGUCCAGUUAAUACAGACAACAUCUUUGAUAAACUAAUUCCCAGAUCAUGGACCUGCAAUUUUGAAGCCAUGGAAAAUAAUUUGAAGUCACCAUAGUUAGAUCAACAGUUUUGAUGAACAAUUGAAUUCUAAAACCGAAUAUGAGAUUUUAACUCAGGAUUCUCUCUAUGUCUACAUAAAUAUAUACAAUCAUGGGACCAGUGUUUUUCAUUAGAUCAAGUAUCGUAAUUCUGUUGAACAAAUGUUUAUGCAAUCAUGGUGAAGGUCAAAAUGACCCCUUAUAUUAAAAAGAAACUUGUUAUCUUUUGAUUUAUUAUUUUAGCUGAUACCCAACUUUCUGUGACAUAUGAGGAGUAAAAUCUUUCUAGUUUUCAGCUGCACUCAAAUAGUGCAUGAUAUUUUAUUUUAAAAAUUAAGGAUUAAACAAAAGGAUAUUCUUUUGUGAAAAGUCACAUUGUCUUUUUACUUUUCCAUAUUUGUAAUUAACAUGAAAAAAUAAAAAAAAGAAAACUUUUGUUUUAACCUAAGGUUUGUCAUUUGAAAACUGAAUAGUAUUUGAAAGAAUCUUAGUAGGUACAUUAUGUACAGAAUAGGACCAUUACUUUUCAGAUUUUCAGUUCUUUAUCCAUUGUAAAACAAGAAUCCAGAAGUGAUCCAUUGAUGAUAUGUUUUAUUUUUGUCACUUAAAAAACUUUGACCACUGCCAAAUUCUGUUUGUACUGGCAUUAUAACAUUUAUCAUUCAGUUAAUCAUUACAUGUAUAUUUUUGAGAAUAUCUGUAUGCUCAUGUCUUUGUUUGUGAAUAUGUUUUUAUCUGGGAAUUGUAGAUUUGGUACAAUUAGUGACUGGUUUUUGUCAUUAUUUCUGUAGAUAUUUACUUAUCAGUAUUGUUUACCUUUCAUGGUAAUAGUCAUGUUUUAUGUAAUGUAUAAAUGGUUUACAUUCUAGAUUAAAAGCAAUAGAUAUCGGUAUAAAAUACAGAUAUCUAAUGUAAAUAGUCAGCUAGAGAGAGAUUUAUUUAUGUAUACAGGAUGAAAAUAUAACUGGUUAUAAUGUGACAGUUACCAUGACAACCAUUUAAAGAUGGUACAAUAUUGUAUUGUGUUUUUGAAAUAAAGGGCAUUCCAUUCUCAGGCUGUUCAUUCAUGGUUAAAAUAAUACUGUCAUCCAUACAGUUCUUCAGAAAUUGCCUUUAUAAAUGAUUUUAUUUAAAUGCAGUCACAUUUUGUUAAAGUUUUAUCCUGUGUAUUUGUUGUGUAAAACAGAUAAUGAAUUCCAGUUAUAAAAUACCAUCAAAAUAGUUAACAAUUUAUAUCUCCAAAGAUUUGUAUCAAAAUACCUAGUAUUGUUUUAUUUUAUUUUUGCUUUUCUCUAAUAAACGAGUGCCUCUUGUCAAAGAAAUGACAUUGGAAUGACUAGUUUGAAAUAGUUAUAUAUUAUACUUUUACUAAAAUGUACAUACAUUUAUAAGUAAUUGACUUUUAUGUAUUAUGAUGUUCUUGUUGAUGUAUAUAUAAUCUGUUUUAUGUUUGACUUUUGUCUUCCGUGUGCAAUAAUAUUAUAAUAACCACAAGAGAAUUAUAUUUUUGUAUUUAUGAAAUGAUCUCUUCAUGAAUUUAUAUACCACUUCUUCAUUGUUUCAUUAGAACUUUAAAGGCAAACAAAAAUCUCCAAAAAUUAUACUAAUGGUCUAAUGUCUCAAUAUAGGUCCAAGAACACAAGUAAUUCGUAGUGCAUUUCUUUUAGAACAUAAAUGAAAAUUAAAAAAAUCCCACCUGCGCUUUCUCAAUGAAAUUUUUACAGUGUGUUGUACUUCAGUACUUUUGGGACAAAUUAUAUCAAAAUUAUAGAAAACUUCAUCGCCUCUAACUCAAAAUAUGGACAAUUCUGUGUUUAGGGUGUCUUAAAAUCUUUUGACAGCUUCCAAAGUGCUAAUUUUUAACCUUUUUCAGCUGGACCAAAUCACUACUUUCCUGUAAAAUUCUGGACCCAAAUUUUUUUACAGUGUAAUUUCACCCCCCUACUUACAAUUUGAGGCAUUAAACAUGGAGAAAUAAAUUUGGAAGGGGUAUAAAAAUUAAUGGCAAGUAACCCACUGGUAACACUAGGGACUAUAUUCGUGAACAACGAAAAUCAAGGGACGACAAUUGUGGUCUCGAACCAAUAUACAUUUAUGUAUGUAUAGAUUAUUGGGUUUUCUACACAUUGAUAUAGUAAAAUAUCAACCACAAGCCACAAUGUGAACCUUUUGUCCAGCAACUGAUAUUUUACGAUACCUAUACGAAGAAACCCUGAUUAUCUGUUUAUUGAUCUAUUACUGAUCUUAUUUCUUUCUUAAGGAGGCUCGAGGGUAUACAAAUUACAGAAAAAAAAUAAACAUUUGUUUUUCAUUACAAAUUUUAUUUGUUACCUUUUGUAGUUGUUACUUUAUCAUAUGGUACAAAAAUCAUUCAAAACAAUCAAUUCGUGUUGGCCCCAGAUGACUUUUAAAAUGUAUACAUCAUUGAAAAAGUUCCAAAUUAUCUCCCUUUGGUGGAAAAAUACCAUUUUUUGGCUAUAAAAUUGAAAUAUCUUUUUCAACUCAUCGGUGACCUAUAUUUUUUAAUAUAAUUUCCAUGUAAGCUGUACUUAAACUAAAUUAUUGUAAAAUUUGAGCGAUUUCUGUAAUAAAUUUCUUUUUUUAUUUUGAUGUUAACUUUAUUUCUCUUAUUACGUCAACAGAAAAAAACCACUUUUACACAAAUGUAUGCUUCUUUCGAAGGCAGAUUGAUAGCGCAAAUGGACGGUGACCCCACAUUUUUAUUUUAUUUUUCUAUUAACUUUAAUAUAAAGUUCAUUUAUAGAAAAAUAUAGGGAAAUCCUAUAUAAAUGAUUUAGACCCGCGAACCCCCUUAAGAGAGGUUUAUGCCUUGAUGAAAGCAAGCUUGAUAACUUCUACUCACACACACCUAAGACAUUGUGACAUCGCUCUCGUCUCAAAGUCGUGAUAUGAGUAUUACAGAGCGACUGAGCAGGGUGAUAUAGGCAUAGGUAAGGAUGAUAUGACAUAUCGCUAUUUUACAAAAUUUUCCUUUAAUCUUACUGACUGAUAAUUUUCUUUCUCAGCAGUGUUGAGUGAUAUGAAAAUUAUUGCUAGAAACUCAGGGGGCUUGUGGCCAUGCUAAUGAAAUUGACAACGUCCUCAUAGGUAAAA
Messenger RNA from Mytilus trossulus (common blue mussel), 4843 nucleotides. RefSeq names its product sterol O-acyltransferase 1-like. Gene Ontology annotation, cellular component: endoplasmic reticulum membrane. The coding region runs from base 103 to 1746 and encodes 547 amino acids. The record is from RefSeq and is a predicted model, not a curated record. The transcript has 16 exons. NCBI's taxonomy places the organism in Eukaryota, Metazoa, Mollusca, Bivalvia, Mytilida, Mytilidae. Gene Ontology annotation, biological process: cholesterol metabolic process.